UAUUUAUUAUUUUAAGAGUCCAUGAGUUUUCCAAGCACAGCCAAUCUCUUGAGAGGACUGAACAGGUGGCCCUAAGGCAGCAGCACGCUGCGUUUGUGAGUGUGCGUGUGUGUGUCUUUAAAGAAACAUGCCAAGAAAACGGGUAUUAGAAAAAGACGACGUUCUGAAAGUAAAGCGGACGAAAGUUAGCCAUCCAUCACACCAAAGUGAGCCAGGACUGGUGUUGACCCUGGGACAAGGUGAUCUUGGACAGUUGGGCCUUGGACCAGAUGUGCUGGCACGGAAGAGGCCUGCCCUGGUGCAGCUCCCUGAGAAAAUCAUCCAGGCUGAGGCUGGAGGGGUUCAUACAGUGUGUCUCAGCGAAACAGGCCAAAUCUACACCUUUGGCUGCAAUGACGAGGGGGCCCUGGGGAGGGACACUUCAGAGGAAGGGUCUGACUCUGUGCCGGGCUUGGUCGAUCUGAAGGAGAAGGUGGUGCAGGUGUCUGCUGGGGACAGUCACACAGCAGCCUUGACAGAAGACGGGCACGUCUUCAUUUGGGGCGCUUUCCGGGAUGAAAACGGUGUUAUUGGCUUAUUGGCUCCCCUGAAAGGUGAAGAUGGUUUGGAGUCCGCCAGCGGCAGCUUGUUCCCAGUGGAACUGCAGCUGGAUGUCCCAAUUGUUAAAAUUGCCUCUGGGAGCCAUCACUUAGCCCUAGUGUCCAGUGUGGGCAACCUUUACACCUGUGGAUGUGGAGACAAUGGCCAGCUAGGACGUGUGCCCCAAAUUUUUGUGGUCCGAGGAGGAAGACGGGGUUUGGAGCGGCUGUUGCUCCCCCAAGUGGUCACCAUAAAGCAGAGAGGCUGUAAGACCAAAGGGAACAUCAAGGAUGUCUUCUGUGGCUCUUACUCCACAAUUGCCAUCACCCAGGAGGGACAUGUUGUUGGGUUUGGCCUCUCCAAUUAUUACCAGUUGGGUUCCCAAGAAAUUGAGACCUAUUAUUCUCCAAAGAUUCUGACAGCAUUUAAGAAUUCCACCCGAUCAUGGGUUGGGUUCUCUGCCGGGCAGCAUCACACUGUGUGUCUGGAUUCAGAAGGCACUGUGUAUAGUCUUGGGCGAGCAGACUAUGGCAUGUUGGGCCUUGGAAAAGGAGUUGGCGAGAAGAACUCUCCUACCGCCAUCCCUGGGUUGCCCAAAUCAUCUUCGGUGGCCUGUGGGGAACGGGUUGGCUGUGCGGUGACAGAAGACGGCCGUGCCUUUGGUUGGGGCAUGGGGUCAAACCUCCAGCUUGCCACAGGAGAUGAAGAGGAUGUCUGGAGCCCUGUGCAGAUGUCUGGCCAGCAGCUGGAGAACCGCAGGGUUCUCUCCGUGACAGCAGGAGGGCAGCACACCGUCUUACUCGUCAAGGACCAGCAGAGCUGACAGUCUGUUCCUGCAGUUCCACCAGGAACCCUCCAGGGGGCACUCCCUGUCUGAGUCUUUUGGGGCCACGUUUUGAAGACUGCCUUUCUGUGUGAAAAACUUUCCAAAGUUCCUUUGGAGAAGAAAAUUAGCUGAGAUAAAAUACUCUUCUGAAUGCUGGAAUUUGUUUAAAUCCAAAGCGGCUUAUCUCGUAUCAAAUUGGGAAUGGAGAAAAGCCUUCCCACCUUUUUAAAAAAAAUCAAUGUCUAAAAAUCUCCUUCCUACCAUUUUUACUUUCACUAGCUUUUUUUUCAUGCUUUUAUCAAUCAUUUCAGAAUCUUUUGGAAUUCACCCCAGUUCUGUUCACCACCAGGUUGGGGACUUCACCUCUGCUACAUUCUUAGCUAUUUAUUCUUCCCUUUUAAAACUUUUUACCCAUCACAAAGCUUGCAUCCAUGUGGGGAGCUGUGGCCUUCAGUUUAAGUGCAGCAAAGCUGCUAUGCCUUUCACCGCAUUUCCUCUUUCUGUCUGAAGCAGAGCGAGUCGGAAUGACACCAAAAGCCUUUAGUUGAGGGGGGGCAGUUUCUUCCACCAAGGUAACUUCUUAAAGAUUCAGGGUUAUGUAGGCAGACUACAGCCUCCAUCACCUCCAGCCAAUACACUCCAGGGACAGGUGGGUUGCAAGGGAUGAGCAAUGUAGAUAAGCACAUCUUCCAGUUGGAUGCCUUAGCAAAAGGAUGCAAUUUGGGUCUCUUUUCCCUUAUUUCAGGAAGGAGUGGCUUUAUCCUAGCAGGGAAACUGAAUUCCCCAAUCUUGUAGUUGUGGUUGGGGGAGAAACAGGGUUCUUAAGUGGAGAGUGGGCAGAAGGUAUCUCCUUUUGAAUAGGUUCUUCAGGGUCUCCUUAGGAGCUCUUACUGCGACUCCAGCUGAUGCAACUGCUGAUCUCCUGAACUGUUGGAUCUGAGCAGAGACUUCCAGUGUCACCGUGCUGCCUGGGACAUCCACAAAUCCUGUUUCCCAUAUUUAAAGUGACACCUCUGGUUAUUUUUUCCUGGAAAAAUUAGACCCUUGAAUCUAGGAGACCAAAUCCAAGUUCUCUUGGGUGUUCCUUCAUUACCUGCCUUGCGUGAAUAGCAGAUUGAUUUCUCCAAAUUUUCCAUUUGGGUGCCAUGCUUUUAAAUAGCAUUUUCAUUUAGCCUGACAGAUAUGUAAUUGCUUGUUCCAAGGACCUGCUUGUCAACUGAAAUCCUCAACAAAGCUGAAGCAGUAAAACCAGCCAAAGAAAAGCCAUUUUUAUCAUGGGAAGUAAGAGUGAGAUGGAGAUGUUUUGCCAUGCCCUUUGAAAUGCCAGCUGUGUUCUGUCAUCUCUCGCAGCCAAAAUUUAGAAUAAUUUGUACUGUUCUAGAAAAGGGUAUGUUUUUAAAAUAUGGCGUUCCUGCAGUCUCAGGAAGCCAGGGGAGGGGGAAAUUGGAGAGGUAAGGAAAGUAAAAAACUGUAUCUUUGGUAGCAUUUGCACCAAAUAGGUACAAAUCUGUGAAAUCCUAACGUUUAAAAUAAAUUUGAAUUUUGAUA
Candoia aspera is the source of this 2953-nucleotide messenger RNA. RefSeq names its product regulator of chromosome condensation 1 (gene RCC1). The record is from RefSeq and is a predicted model, not a curated record. Lineage: Eukaryota; Metazoa; Chordata; Lepidosauria; Squamata; Candoiidae. The coding region runs from base 128 to 1402 and encodes 424 amino acids. Gene Ontology annotation, molecular function: guanyl-nucleotide exchange factor activity. The transcript is spliced from 10 exons. Gene Ontology annotation, cellular component: cytoplasm.